AUGGACGUAACUAUUUGGGACGAGUUGAUUAAGCGCCACCCGGCAUUUCGCCACAACUUCUCGGCCAUGAAGGUGAAGCUCUUCAGGAUGGAGGUAACCUACCGGAAGGUGCGGGAUAUCCUACUUGGGGAGUCUGGCAAAGGGCGCCCACCGAAGAUCCCUAUUUUUUACGAGAUUUACGAAGGCAUUAUGGGCGACCGCGCCAACGCGCAGCCACCCGCUCUUGCAGGAAGCCUUCCAGGGGCGAACGUCGGUGGUUCGCCUCCCUCAACGCCAAAUAUGGCCGAUCAGGCUCCUCCGACCGAGGGAGUGGGGAUUGCUUCUACGCCUCAGCGAGUGGUGUCUUCACCCUCUCCGUCGCCAACUCCGCAGCCCAUGUCCCCGCCGCCUGCGCCCGCCAUCGUUGCAACACGCAACGCAUCACCCGAACUCGCUGAGGCGUCGCCCACGCGUUCACGCGUUGUCGGUGCGGGGACGGGACUGGGGCUGCGCGGGAACCGCGUCGUCCACCGGCCUGGGCCUGCGGCUGCAGAAACAGAUCUCACAAGCACAGUGGGGGGAGCAGCGGCGUUUGGGAGUCAGUUGACGGGGUCCGAUGCUUCCCUUUGUGACGAAAUCGCAACUCGUGUGGCAGGAACGGUGCGUGGACUCAUGCGUGAGAAUUUUGAGGAAUUCAUGGAACUUACCCGAGUCCUGGUGCAGUCUCCUCCGGAUGCCCCAGCCGCCAAGAAGCGUAGAGAUACCCAGUCAGACGAGCCCGGCGACGGGUCGGCGUGA
Molecule: messenger RNA, 777 nt
Organism: Closterium sp. Naga37s-1
Lineage: Eukaryota; Viridiplantae; Streptophyta; Zygnematophyceae; Desmidiales; Closteriaceae
Source: the annotation of a GenBank genome assembly